Messenger RNA from Myripristis murdjan (pinecone soldierfish), 6719 nucleotides. Its product is annotated as interferon-induced very large GTPase 1-like. The record is from RefSeq and is a predicted model, not a curated record. Lineage: Eukaryota; Metazoa; Chordata; Actinopteri; Holocentriformes; Holocentridae. The coding region runs from base 1 to 6342 and encodes 2113 amino acids. The transcript has 5 exons. Gene Ontology annotation, molecular function: GTP binding.
AUGGAGAGAGGUGAAGAGAGUCGCCAGGGCCAGAGCCAGAGCCAGGCAGACACAGGACACGCCCCCUGCAACUUCAGAGAGUCAGACAGAGACUGUGUUUGGGCCUUCAAGAGGGGGAAGUCAUUCGGGAAUGCAGAACUGACAGAUUUUCAGAGAAAGAAGAAUUCAAGGAGAGCAGAGAGUAAAACAAGUAUCCAUACCUUCUUCCUCCGCGACGAUGUGAGCCGUAUGACAACUGGGCGCAAGCAGACCAUAACUGUGAGGAAGAAGAGGAUGCAGAAGCGACUGCUUACUGACACUAUGAAGAAUCUUCAUAUGAGAUUUGUAUCAGAAAACUCAGACAACGUCUCAUAUAGUCUGUUUUGUACAUGUCGGCCAUUUUGGGUCGUAGCCCCUACUAAUGCUCAUCGGGCCACAUGCCAGUGCAAAACACAUGAGAACCUCCAGUUUAUGGCUGACACCCUUUAUAGUCGAGGCAUUGUGGAGACCAAGAAUCUAGAGGAGAUGGCUGACCGCACUGUCUGUGCCACAGGAGUUAAAAUCUGUGCCUAUGGUGACUGCAAAGAAUGCCGCCUCACCACUCACCCAACUCUGAGAGACACCACAGAGGAAGCUGUUCAAGUGGUACAAUGGUGUGCUGAAAGAACAGGGGAAGAUGAAAGGAAGACCAUAACUGUGAAGAAAGUGGUGCAGAGCACAGAAGCAGACCUAGUCGAUGAUUUCCAGGAUCGUCUCUACAAAUUCCGUAAGCACCUAUUUAACAUCAGAUGGCAAUACACUGCUUACAGACAACUGCGCGAAAGCCUCCAAGCCAACGAGUGCAUGAUACACAUCGACUUCAGUGAGAAUUACUCCUGCAAAUAUCACAAUGAGAUCCAGUCGGUGCAUUUUGGGGGAUCUCAUCAGCAGGCCACCCUGCACACCGGUCCUGUCCUGGAGAUGGUGAAGACCAGAUACCCACAGGUGGAGACACUUCACUUCUAUAGUGAUGGUCCUGCCACACAGUAUAAACAAAAGGGCAACUUCUACCUCUUGUCUACUGUGCCAUUCAGGCAUGGUUUCAAACACCUGUCAUGGAAUUUCUUUGAAGCCAGUCAUGGGAAGGGAGCUCCCGAUGGAAUCGGAGGGACACUGAAGCGGUCAGCUGACCGGAUUGUGCGCUUGGGGGAAGAUAUUCCAGAUGCUUCCUCAUUAUUCCAAAAACUGAAGGCACUGGAUUUGACAGUGGAGCUGUUCUUUGUCACUGAGGAUGAUGUUGAAGCAAAGACAGAGGUCCCUGCUCUGACACCUAUUAAGGGCACAAUGAGAAUGCACCAGGUAAUCAGCCACAUACCUGGGCAGAUCAAGUACAGGGACAUCAGUUGUUUCUGUCAGAGGUUAUAUGGUCGACUGGAUUGUGCCUGCUUUGGCCUUAAAGUAGCCACUCUGGAUGGAGCAGUGACACCCCCAAUGCAGACACUCCCAACCAGGAACAGAGAGACCCCAUGGCGACCAGAGGAGGUGGACAGCAACUACAUUGGAGAGUGGUGUGUUGUCAAGUAUGACAAUUGCGUGUACCCUGGCAUCAUCAUGGACGUUGAGGAGCACAGCAUUCAAGAUGGAGAGCCACAAAACUCUAUGAAGAAUUCAGAGGAGAUCACCUCAGCGGAGCAAAGUCAAAGAGACAUCGAGGCAUUGCUCAGCAGACUUCGCCUUGACAAUUACAAAAAUCAACAGAAGUUGACACUAGAACAUUUUUUUAGCCUAGGCCCACCGGUAAAACAGUACCAAGAGACAUCUGAGCAGGACUUAGCUCAAACCUUCCUUCACAGGUUGAUGAUGCUAGACCACAGAGCCAGAUACAUCCUUGUAGAACAGAACAGUGCUGAGGAGAGUCAUCCAAACAAAGUGCAAACCGCCAACAGUACAGAUGCAGAUGAAAAUGAUGUUGUUGAUUUUUUCAGCACUGUUCCAAACACUGAUCAAAGCAAACAAAGACAUGACAUUCAUCCAAUGGAUGUUCAGAUGGCAGUAUUUCACAGCUCAGAUAAUUUUCUCAGGCAGAACAUGGUUACCAAGUUAUCACAGUGUCAGUACGCCUUACCUCUGCUUGUGCCUGAUCCAUUCAAAAUGGAUAUUGAGUGUCCUCUGUGGACACUGAGACAAAUAAGAAAAAGCUGGAAGAGGAUAGAUGACUCAAACAUUGUCACAAUGAGCAAUAUUCCCAUCUAUAAAGCUGAGACACCCAUGGUGUCAUUUUUCCGUCUUGGUUCUAACUCAUCAUCUAAAUCUCAGCUGAUGAACGCCUUAAUCAAUAACCGGCACAACACAUUCUUUCAUAGGAACUGCCCAGGCAACAGCAAGUCUCGGUACUUGAUGGAUGGUGUGGCAGAGAUUGCCUGGUACUGCCCUGCUGGAAAACCUAAUGAUGCUUUCAGUGACUGUAUUGCCUUCUGCAAUCUUCAUGGUGAUGCUCUCGCACAUGAAAAACAGCGUGACAUACUGAUUGAAAAAGCUUCAGUCUUUGUUGUUCUACUACCAACUGUGAAAACAAGUGGCAAAAGUUCAGCAAUUAUUUCAGCUCUUCUCAAGUCUCCAAAGCCUCUCAUCUGUCUCGUUGCUGAUAAUGACAGUGCUGCAAUUCAGAAGAAACCUGGAAAAUACAUGAUGGGUCUGAGAGACAAAAGUCAGUCAGAUGUACCUGAAGAACUUAAAAAAAUCCUCAGAAAAAUGUUGUCUGCGCAAGAUGUGUCCUUCAAGCUUGAAACUAUGGCCGAUGUCCCUGGGAUCAGAGUGGAUGAAAAUGAUACGGUCUGCUUAGAAGGGAAAUCUGCUGCCUUACAGAUACUCAAAUUGCUUCACAAGAUGGAUGUUUCAAAGAUCAAAGAGACAUUUCUCCAAUGUCAAGGCCAACUGUGGCAUGAGUGGUGCAACAAAAACAAAGAACUAUAUCAUCUCAGAGGACAAAUUGAGAAGCAAAAAUGUCAGAAACAGCAAGAACUGAAGCAAAUACGACAAAAACAAUAUCAGAUUCCUUCCAGUCCCCUCAUGCAGUUAUUUAUUGAAAAUCUCCAGAAGCUGUCAUCAAAUGAGAAAAUGUAUUUCCUGAAGUGGACUGGAAUCUUACUGGAUGACCUGUCCACAGACGACCUCUCUACAAUUCUCCAACAAUAUGAUAACAAGUGGUGUGAGGUCUUGGAUUUGAAGAAGAAACAUGAGAAAUCAGAUCAGUUAAAAAAUCUGCAAAUUGAGCUUGAAGAAUUAUCAACAAAACUCCAGUCAGCAACAUUUGGACUAGAGCACAUCUUCAGGGAAAUGGGGCAGCUCUAUGAAGCUGGUGCAUCUCUGAAGAAAAAAAUAAAGAGAGGACAGAUUAAUUGGUCCAUCUACCCUGAACUGGCUGCAGAGCUGAUGAUAUCAGGACACCCAGUGGAGCUGCUGGAUGGUGAUUCUGGUCACGUGCCACUGACUUGGAUCAGUAGUGUUUUUGAAGUGGUCAUCGAGAAAUUGGGAGACAAGCGAAUUUUUGUUUUGUCAGUUCUAGGCCUCCAAAGCAGUGGAAAAUCAACAAUGCUGAAUGCCAUGUUUGGGUUGCAGUUUGCUGUAAGUGCUGGAAGGUGCACAAGGGGUGCCUUCAUGCAGCUUGUGAAAGUUUCAGCAGAGAUUCAGAAAGACUUUAAGUUUGACUAUGUUCUAGUUGUGGACACUGAAGGACUGCGUGCUCUGGAGUUGGAAGGGAACACCAAUCUUCACCAUGACAAUGAACUGGCAACAUUUGUCAUUGGUCUUGGAAACUUGACUUUGGUCAACAUUUUUGGAGAAAAUGCAGCUGAGAUGCAAGAUACCCUUCAGAUUGCUGUACAGGCAUUCAUGAGGAUGAAGAAGGUCAAGCUGUCACCAAGCUGUGUGUUUGUACACCAGAAUGUUACUGAUAUUGGAGCUGGAGAGAGAAACAUGGAAGGAAGGAGGCGCUUACAAGAAAAACUGGAUAAGAUGGCCCAACUAGCUGCCAAAGAGGAGGAUUGUGACGCUGAGUGCUUCAGUAAUGUCAUUGCAUUUGAUGUACAAAAAGAUGUUAAAUACUUCGCCCAGCUGUGGGAGGGAAGUCCACCUAUGGCCCCUCCAAACCCAGGUUACAGCGAGAGCAUCCAAGAGCUGAAGAACAUCGUUCUCUCAAAAGCAUCAGAGUCUAAUGGGAUGACUCUUUUACAAUUCAAACAUCGCAUUUUGGACCUCUGGAACGCCUUGCAGAAUGAACACUUUGUUUUCAGUUUCAAAAACACACUUGAAAUUGCAGUGUACAGAAAACUUGAGGUUCAGUAUGGGAACUGGACUUGGAUGUUGAGGAGCGCCCUGUUGAACAUCGAAAACCAACUUCAUAACAGAAUUGAAAAUGAAAACCUUGACAAGGUUGAUCACAGUUAUCUCAUAAAGGAGAUGACCACUUCUCAUGAAAAAGUCAAAACAGCUAUGAAGACAUACUUUGAUGAAAAUGAAGACAAAGAAAUGUUGGCUCAAUGGCGAGGUCGAUUUGAAAGAAAAAUAAAGGAGUUUUAUGAUGAACAAAUGAAGGGAGUUAAAACAAAACUGGAGGAGGUUAUCCAGCAGAAGAAAGCUCGCAAAAAGCUAGAUGAUAAGAAGACUGACUUUGAGAACAAACUGCUCCAAAAGAGCAAAGAGUUGGCUCAUGAGUUGAGAGACAAGGCCAACAAUGAGGGACUUGAACCUGAACUUGAUGUAGAACUUCAGUUCAACAGUGUCUGGGAUGUGUGGGUCAAUGAAUUAACUGAAGGUACCGAACGGAUAAAAGAUAUUGACAUAGAAGAGGAAGAGUUUUGUGUUCUUGCAGAGCUUGGUAUUGAAUCGCCUCUUAUGCAGGGAUGCAAAGACUCUGGUAAAUACAAAAAGAUAUCGACAGUUGGGAAUUAUAUUGAUUAUGUGACCCUUACGAAGCACCAGCUAGACUCAAGCAGUGCUUUGCCUUAUGAAGGACAACAAGCGAUCCAAGAUCUCAUCAGUGAUGUUGAAAAUGUGACCAUGGACAUAAUUAAAAGCAAAUCUGUGGCUGAAAGAGGCUACAACAGGACUUACUUGCAUGAAGUAGUCAAAACAGUGAAAGAAAAACUGAAAGACUCUGAAUCAAUGACAAAGCCUUUUGCCUUUAAGAAUGAGUUUAAAGUGGAUCUCUUACUGUAUGUUUGUGACAUUGCAGGGAAACAGCUUUUGAAGUCUCACUGCAAUUUCAGGAAUAACAAUGAUGCACUCCUGUAUUUGGAAAGCAAGAAAAAACAAUAUUAUAGCAUAUUUGUGAGCUAUUGUAAAAAUAACUCCUCUGCUGCUGUGCUUGCUGAGUUGAUCUGUGGCCAACUGGAGGCUUCCAUCGUUCAGGCUGUGUACAACAAGACUGCCAUUGACCUGGCCGGAGAGAUGAAGUCCAGUUUCCCACCUUUCAAUGGAAACAAGGUGAACUUAGAGAAACACAUUUUACAAUCACUAGCAGAAGAAGAGGACUUUGACAAAUACAUGAAGUACAUUAAGUGCCCAAGGAAACUAGUAGAGGGUUUCAUAAAAAAGGCUGUAAAGGAAUACAUCUUCACCCAACAGGGCAAAGUAGAUAGUAUACUCAAGAAAAAUAUGACCAGCACAAUGCAGCUUUUGAGUCGAGCAGUGCACAAUGCAACAGAGAAAGUUAAAACUCCAGGAGGAAACACUGACAUGUGGCUGGAGGAGUUUUCCAGCUUGUUAAAAGAUCAGCUCAAGUUUAAUACUAAGUCUUUGCAGAAUAUUAGUGAUAUAGACAAUUUUGGCUUUCUCAAGGAGGAGCUAGACAAAGGCCUUGAAGCCGUUAGUGAGAAGAUGGGAGGCCUCUCAGUGCACCGCUUGCAGGAAUUCAGCGUGAGGCCUGAAUUAAUUCUCAUUGACCAACUGUGCAGUUCCUGCUGGGCACAGUGUCCUUUCUGUAAGGCCAUUUGCACCAACACUCUGGAGGAUCACAGCCCUGAUGACCACUGUGUCCCUUUUCAUCGCCCUAAGGGAAUCAAAGGGAUGCACUAUAGAGGUACAGUGGAAUUUAGCAUCAGUUUCUGCACAACAUCAGUUGCAAGUGUUGAUCGUUUUUACCCUGAUCAAGAUACAGAACAGAGCAUUCCUUAUAAACUGUACCGAACUGCAGGACCUAAAUAUGCUAACUGGAGUAUUACACCUGAUGAGUCCAAGCUGAUAUAUUGGAAGUGGUUUGUAUGCCGAUUUCAGACGGAACUGGAGGAACACUAUGGUUGGAAAUUCCAGGGCAGUGGAGAAAUUCCCAGCGAGUGGAAAUCUCACAACAAAGAAGAAGCUAUCAAAAGUUUGGAGAACAUGUAAAGUCUGUCCUCCCUCUUUAACUGAAACUCGAGGGUUUUGCAGCAGCAAGAGAUUCACAAAGCCUCAUUUUGCCCUCACCUCUGAGAGAUUAGCGUGUCUGUGAAGGACAAAUGGGAAAAGACAGCAAAAUAUCACACGUGUGCCUCCACUGUUGGGCAGAAAUCUGAGUUCUGAAUUGAAAAGGGCAAAUCCAGUCAAGGGAGGGAAGAGAACAGCAGCACUGGGCAGGGCUGCUGAAAUGAUAAAUCAAUCAGUCAGAUAUUUAUGAAUUCAUCAGUCACUUAUUCCUUAAGUACAUUACAUUAAGAAGUAGGGAAAUGGCAGCAAAGGAGAAUAAAAAAUAUGAUAUAGUUCUAAGUUAUGCUGUUUGUUAGCCA